This is a messenger RNA of Oryza brachyantha (malo sina), 918 nucleotides long. RefSeq lists its product as uncharacterized. The transcript is spliced from 2 exons. Bases 264 to 776 code for a protein of 170 amino acids. The record is from RefSeq and is a predicted model, not a curated record. Lineage: Eukaryota; Viridiplantae; Streptophyta; Magnoliopsida; Poales; Poaceae.
AUUUUAGAGUGGCAGAAAGUUAAGUUUCUCAACGACACGGUGCAGCAGCAGCAGCAGCAGAGAGACCGGUUCGCUUUCGCGUCGGCGAAAUGGAUCGCCACCUUCCUCAUCCGCUUCCUGCUUUGAUCCGGUCGCGACCAACGACCUAAGCACGCGACAACCAGCAGAAGAGCUCCUCGUCCUCCUCCCCUCCCUCGACCUCUUCUUCUUCGAUCGAUCGGCUGCGCGCAGGAGAGGUUUUCUUGGAGAGGCGAGAGAGAAAGAUGGACGAAAUCAUGAACAAGCUCGGCGGCUACUGGCUCGGGCAGAGGGCCAACAAAGAGAUCUCCUCCGCCGGCGACGACAUCGAUUCGCUGUCGACGAGCGUCGGCGAGGGAGCCAAGUGGCUGGUGAACAAGCUCAAGGGGAAGAUGCAGAAGCCGCUGCAGGAGCUGCUCCGGGAGCACGACCUGCCGGAGGGCUUGUUCCCGCGGGAGGCGACCAACUACGACUUCGCGCCGGAGACACGGCGGCUGACGGUGCACAUCCCGGCGCCGUGCGAGGUCGGCUACCGGGACGGCUCCGUGCUGCGGUUCGACAGCACGGUGUCGGCCACGCUGGACAAGGGGAGGCUGGCGGAGGUGGAGGGGCUCAAGACCAAGGUGCUCGUCUGGGCCAGGGUCACCGCCGUCAAGGCCGACGCCGCCAAGGUGCACUUCACCGCCGGCAUCAAGAAGUCGCGCAGCCGUGACGCCUACGAGGUCGUCAGGGGCGGCAUCAUCGUCGAGGAGUUCUAGGUCGAUCGCUUCCCUUGGGGCGAUCAGAUGAUUUGUUUCAGGAAAUAAUGCGUGCUUGCUCGAUCCAGUGUGUUAGAGAGGUCUCUAUGUAAUUUGCCACGAAACAACUUUGUGAUUAUGAAUUAACAGCUGGUACAUACUA